UACCACCAUAUGUAUAUGCUAUCACCGAAUACAGCUGAAUACAGCAUACGCCUUCCAGUAUGCUUAUAUUUCAGUGAAUCUAUCACUGCUUCGGAGUGGCGCUACUGACAAAGCCGCAUCAGCAGAAUAAAAAAUCAGCUGUUGUAUUGUGGCAUAUUCAUUGCUUGAAUUAAUAAAUACUAUGUUUUUUUCAUCAAUUUCGAAAAUAAAUUUGCCAAAACGUCCGGCAGGAUAAGUGAAGACGCUAAAUUCAAAUAUUGCGAUUGAUUGAUUCAUUAUGGCCGAGCGAGGAGCACAUUUAACAGGAACGAGUCACGCAAAACCUUCUAUUUUCGAAAUAGUUGCACAAGAUUCUUUAUAUUCAACGCUGCAGCCUGCAUUAAAACAAAUUAUUUCGUUUUUAGUGUCUUGUAAUCCUGCAAGGUAUGGUUGGCUGCAUCAAUGGUCUGAUGAAACAUAUCUGAUCUUCAACACAUUCCUCCAAAAUUAUUACCUGAAGAAUUAUUCUGCAUCUUUUUCUGAAACUUUUUAUGGACUUAAACGUAUUUCUCUUAGUGAACCCAAAAAAAGAGGAAGAUUGUCUGGUAAACAAAAAAACUUGUCUUUAAUUUUUCUUGUUCUGGGUCCUUAUUUUAAGGAUAAAAUUACCAAAUUUAGUAAUGAACAAAGGCUUAAUGAACUAGAUGGUCAGUUAUCAAAGAAGGGUUGGCAAAGAUUAUUGUCAAAAUAUAUUGCCAAGGGGCAUACAAUUUUUCACAUACUGGGAGAGGUCUUAGCAUUAUAUCAAUAUCUGCUUUAUAUCUCCAAUUUGUCAUCUUACCCAACACCAUUUCUGUGGUUCGCUUCUUUAACAUUAACAUAUGCUGAUCCACAAAUUAGUUUAACAACAGCAGACCUAUUAAGAAAAAUUAAACUUGGGACGUUUAACUUUAAAGAUGGAAUAGAACUAUUCCAACAAACAGUCACAUGUUCUCUUGAAUUUGGUGCAUUCUUCCUUCAGUUUCUUCAAUGGUGGAAUCAGGAACAUUAUUAUAAGAGUCUUACUACAGUUCCAAUUCCACCUGCUCCAGUGAAUCAGCCAAAAAGUAUGCAGGGAUAUGUCCAAUAUGUCACAAGAAACGUCGAAUUGAUACGGGUGUAGCUGUAUCAGGCUAUGUCUUCUGUUAUCAAUGCAUUCUAAUUGAAAUACGUAGAAACGGAAGAUGUCCGGUUACACAUUAUCCUGCAAAAGAAGAUGAUUUAGUUCGACUGUAUAUAGAAUAAAGACUUCUUCAUGAAGGUCCCCAGCAUCUUCAACAGAGACUUGGCGCAGGUUGCUAAUUAACUAGGAUGGCCUUGUUUAACAAAAGAAACGAAAAGAAAGUGGUACGCGGUUGCAUUAUCUUAGAACGGUAUUUGAUACUUUUUGUCUCCAUGUAUAAACUGAUUUAUAAUAUAAGGUACAUUAAGUUACCUUUUCGUAUUGUACUACGCGGUUUACAAGAUGCGAUAUUACAUAUCUGUCAAUAACAAUAAUAAAUUAGCUUAUUUCUAAUAAUAUAAGGUGAUACAUUGUAAAUUUAAAUAUGUUAUGCAAAUGUAACAUGUUCUAAA
Cephus cinctus (wheat stem sawfly) is the source of this 1593-nucleotide messenger RNA. RefSeq names its product peroxisome assembly protein 12 (gene Pex12). The transcript has 6 exons. Gene Ontology annotation, cellular component: peroxisomal importomer complex; peroxisomal membrane. Gene Ontology annotation, biological process: protein monoubiquitination; protein import into peroxisome matrix. Gene Ontology annotation, molecular function: protein binding; zinc ion binding; ubiquitin-protein transferase activity. The record is from RefSeq and is a predicted model, not a curated record. NCBI's taxonomy places the organism in Eukaryota, Metazoa, Arthropoda, Insecta, Hymenoptera, Cephidae. Bases 278 to 1141 code for a protein of 287 amino acids.